Acaulospora morrowiae is the source of this 2001-nucleotide messenger RNA. The record is from the annotation of a GenBank genome assembly. Lineage: Eukaryota; Fungi; Glomeromycota; Glomeromycetes; Diversisporales; Acaulosporaceae.
AUGAGAUUCUUCAAUGUCUUGUUGAUAGUUCUUGGUGCACUAGUUUUAUGGGUCGAUGCUCAAGCAACUUUAAAUACUGCUCCUGCUCUUCCUGAAACUCAGGCUCCUCCUGCGCUAUCAACGAAUCUGAGCCCGAAUCCACCCACCUUACCAAUUUCGCAAGCUGAAACAAUUGUCUCUUCACCUAAUGUUAUUUCAUCCGUCGCACCUUCAUCCAUCGCACCUUCACCCAUUGCACCUUCAUCUGUCGCACCUUCACCCGUCACACCUUCAUCCGUCCCAACACAGGCACCUGCUGAUACUCCAUCAACCGUUGCACCAGGACCUAGCUCCAUACAAGAAUCAACUUCGAUAGCAGAUUCUCCGACUCCUACAACAGAUCAAACACUUCCCACAGACUCUUCAUCUCUUUCUACUUCGGAUGCUCAGCCUUCCGAACUUUCAACUUCCACUACCUUUGUAAAAGUCCCCAAAAGUUCGACCACUGCAAGCUCAUCAAUCACGCCCUCACCCUGUCUCUCCACUGGUCAAAAGUUGACGUUAUCCUCAUGCGCCGACACGACAAAUUAUUAUUGCAAUACCACCACCUCCAUGUGUGUUCCAAAACAAGCCGAUAACGCCAGUUGCACGGAUAAUCUUAUGUGUAAUGUCAAUUCUGCAUGUCAAAACCUCGUAUGUGUUCCACUUGCCUCUAACUCUAAUAGUAGUGGCGGUGUUAAUGUCGGCAAGGUCGGAAUAAUUGCCGGUGUUAUAGCUGGUAUAUUCGUGUUGGCGGGUAUUGCUUUCUGGGCCUAUGGAUUUUUAGCUAAAAGGAAGGAGAAUAGGCGAAGGAUGGAUGAACCCUAUGAAUCGAAAACAAAUUCGAGGUUUGAACCGUCUACAGAUUAUCCGUUUAUCUCGAGACCAAAUUCUUUUUCGAAUUCCGACGCGCCACCACCGGCUGUUACCAGACCUGACAUGCGAGCUUUUGGAGGUGCACCGAAUAAUAAUGCCUACGGUAGGCCACCACCAACUGUUCAGUACAAUCAGCAACGUAAUAAUUACAAUGAAUUUGGAAACGCAAACGUGGAUCGGUCAUCCAAGUAUAAUUAUCUCUCAACCGCGUUUACAAAGAUGCGACUUUCUAUGGGUUAUGGAAUAAAUAACUCACAACCUGAAAGUACAAAUAGUCCAUUACCAUUUACUGCAAACAAUGAAAGUCGAACGGGUGCGAAUCCUCAAAUGCAGGUAAAUAACAACUUCAAUGUUCCUACCCAUGAUGUGAAAUACCCCCUCGGUAAUGUAGAAGAGGAAGAUUUGGAAGAAAAUACUACUCUGAGAGAUUCCAGUAUUCUGCCUGCUGACGAUCAAGACGUGUUUUCGUUAGAAUCUGAAUCUCCAUAUUUGGGCCUAGAAAGAUCCAAUUCAUCCGCUUCCCAAGAGGGUGAUAGAAGGCGUUACAAAAUGGGUUCAAUGUAUUCCCACUACACCGAAAGCUGGGGAUCUAAUCACAUGCUUGAUGCGGCCCCAAUGCCCACCAGUCCCACCACCACAGAAAGAAAAAAUUGGCGCGAUAAGAAGAAUGACAGUAGUGCUAGGACUACUCUAGCCUUACCAAGCGACGACCAGGUUCCACGACAAUCGGUGAUACAGUUGAAUGCUCCAAUCUUUAAUAAUGGUUCCACGCGUCAUCACAUGAGUCGACAACACAUGCAACAGCCAAGUGUUUCCUCGGUCGCAAGUUCCGGAUUAUCUUUGAACUAUUACAACUCUUCGAGAGCGAACGAACGUACGUUGGCUCCGAUGAACGUGCAGGGAAGACUUGUAUAUUCAUCGACCUUUGGCGGUGAGAGUGAACACGGCAGUAACAGCGGCGAUGACAACUUGACCAUUGAGGAAAAACUUUCACGACAAGAAUAUACUCAACGGUCGAAUGGAUACCCGUUCGACGAGGAUAUUAGUGAAAUUGAAAAGGAUAUCGAGUCCGUACGGAAAUUUGCAGACCGAGCGUGGAAUAAUUAG